This is a messenger RNA of Drosophila elegans, 2048 nucleotides long. RefSeq names its product gastrula zinc finger protein XlCGF26.1. The coding region runs from base 233 to 1960 and encodes 575 amino acids. Gene Ontology annotation, biological process: regulation of transcription by RNA polymerase II. NCBI's taxonomy places the organism in Eukaryota, Metazoa, Arthropoda, Insecta, Diptera, Drosophilidae. Gene Ontology annotation, cellular component: nucleus. Gene Ontology annotation, molecular function: DNA-binding transcription factor activity, RNA polymerase II-specific; RNA polymerase II cis-regulatory region sequence-specific DNA binding; zinc ion binding. The record is from RefSeq and is a predicted model, not a curated record. The transcript is spliced from 2 exons.
GAUUUUACCCAUCUCUUUAGCAACGAGGAUUUAAGCUUAGAUGGUUAAACGAUCUCAGUAUAUUGAGACUUAAAUCUGAAUAUAUAUAUAUAUAUAUUUAAAAGUUGCCAUUCCAUAUUGGAGUUUCGACUGGAUUGAAGAUCAUCACACAAAAGACUAAAAUUUGCAUGGCGAUAUCCACAGUCUAGAGUCUUUUAACUGGAAAUUACAUUACACACGUAAACAAUCAGCGAUGGUGCCCUCAAUAUGCCGUGCUUGCCUGGGGACUUCCGAAAAAAUGGUCGAUAUUUUUGAAGGGACGCAAGAACCAGCUGUUUCCAUUGCGAAAAUGAUUUCCGAAUGCACCGGCUUUACGGUUGAAAAAGGGGAUCAAUACCCAAACGCCGUCUGUCCUUCCUGUCUGCAGAAUGCGAAGAAUGCUUUCGAAAUAAAGCAAACUUAUGAAAGAAGCUAUCAGUUCUUCUGUCAGUUAAAGGAGUCAGAACUGAAGAUCGGUGAGAUAGAAAACGUUGUACCGAACGAUGAGAAUCACGUUGAAAAUGAUUUACAAUUAGAAGAUUAUGAUGAUAAUGACGAUGAUGAAAAUUAUGAGCCUAGUUAUGAUGAUAGUGACGAUAAAAGCAGCGAUCAUAAAUGCUCUCAGUGUCCAAAGACUUUUGUAUCGAAAUCAAAACUUCAAUUACAUUUAAGAACGCAUUUAGAUGAAGGACCGUUAAAAUGUUCCCUCUGCUCAAAAACUUUCCACCGAAUUUCAUAUCUUCAGAAACACUUGAAAUACCAUGGGGAACGGCCGUUCAAGUGUUCCCACUGCCCAAAGACCUUUGUCGAAAAUGGAGCUCUUCUGAAACACUUACGAAUUACCACAGGAAAGCGGUCGUUCAAAUGCUCCUACUGCUCGAAAUCUUAUAUUCAAAAUUCAAGUCUGCUGCAACACUUAAGAACUCACACAGGAGAACGACCGUUUAAGUGUGCCCACUGUCCAAAGUCAUUUGCACUGGAACAAAGUCGAAAAAAACACUUGCGAAUGCACACUGGAGAAAGGCCUUUUAAGUGCACCUACUGUUCAUCGGCUUUCACACAGAAACAACAUCUAGAAAAGCACUUGCGGAUCCACACAAGGAAACAACCGUUUAAGUGUUCCCACUGCCCAAAGACAUUCGUACUGCAUCGAGAAUUUAACGAACAUAAAGUAAUUCAUAAGGGAGAACGAAGGUUCAAGUGUACCCAAUGCCCAAAGACUUUUACAAGAAAUGUACUUUUAGAGAUACACUUGCGAUCCCACACAGGAGAAAGACCCUAUAAGUGUUCCCACUGUUUAAAGACUUUUAAAGCGGCGAAAGUUCUUCGCGAACACUUGCUUGUCCAUAGUGCGGAGCGACCAUUCAAGUGUUCUCAAUGCUCCAGGACUUUCAAACUUAGGUCAGUUCUUCGAACACAUAUGAAGCUGCACUCUGGAGUACGACCAUUUAUGUGUACCUUCUGCCCAAAGACCUAUAUUUCAAAUGCAACUCUUCAGUUUCAUUUGCGAACCCACACUGGAGAACGACCAUUCAAGUGUACCCUCUGCCCGAAGUCUUUUAUCCAGAAAUCAAAUCUGCAUCGUCACUUGCAGAUUCACUCAGAAGAACGACCAUUCAAGUGUUCCCACUGCUCCAUGGCAUUUAAGGCGAAGAACGUUCUUAACGUUCACUUGAAAACUCACACAGGAGAUCGACCUUUCAAGUGUACCGAGUGCCCAAAGACUUUUAUUUUGAGUUUAGGACUUGAAGAUCAUUUGCGUACUCACACAGGAGAUCGACCUUUUAAGUGUACACACUGUUCAAAGUCUUAUAACACCAAUUCAAUUCUUAAGAGACAUUUGCGGAUACACAGGGAAAAACGAUACGACUGUAGUCACUGUUUAAAGUAUUUCAAAGUUAAAUCAUCGCUUGAACGACACUUGCGAACUCACAAAUCUUAAAUCACACUUGCACAUCUCAUGAUCUUUUUUUGUACUUGUCAUAAUGAAAAUUCUGCCUUUCAGAAAAUAAAGAUUAAGUUGUACCGAA